Molecule: messenger RNA, 5054 nt
Organism: Manis javanica (Malayan pangolin)
Lineage: Eukaryota; Metazoa; Chordata; Mammalia; Pholidota; Manidae
Source: RefSeq, a predicted model, not a curated record
AGGUUACAACAGAUGGAAAACCAAAAAUCAUUGAUAUCAUAGAUACAACAGGAAGUGGUGAUGUGAAUACUGCGACUGUAGUAGAGCCAAAAGAUGGUGAAAUUCUUGGUCUUUCAGGAAGAAUGCUUAAGCUUUUUGUAAUCACUUUGUACAAAGAAGAUGCCGCUAACAUAGGGUUACUAAGCCACCUGUGUAGCAAGACACCUGUGAUUAAAUAUUCUUUGAAUUUGUCAGCUGGUGACGACUUACCUUAUUGUUUCAACACUUUAUUAUUGUUGUUACAUCAUGAGCUGUUGCAGGAACAUUAGAAUUAAGAAUCUCUGUUCUCUAAAGAAGGUUGAUAUGUUUUUGAAUGAAAGAUGUUAGUUGGUCUUCCAAAUUUUAAAUUUAACGUACUGCAAACAUUCACCUGAUUCAGAAAUGAUUACUGAUAUGCAGGCCUUUUAAAGUUCAUGAAUCUUUGAAGGUCUAUGCAUGCUUUCCUCUAUUUGUGAGAAAAUUUCAUCCAGAAUUUCCUACCAGGGGAAUAAUUUGAUGAGGGACAUGGGGAUGAGUUGGUUAAAGAUAUUAUACCAAUGAGAACAGAUGAGUCAACCAACUUUGGAUCAACCAGCCUUAUAAUUAGUAGACAUUGAAAGCUGUUUUUGAUGGCCGCGGGUCCUGUGAUGACAGAGCAUGAAUACUUCACGUUGCCCUGAUGGACAUUUCAAGUUGGUUAAUGGUUCCUGUGAGCUGGACAAAUCCCUCCGGCAGAUACCAUAUUGGCAUAAAAAAUGGCUAUGACUUCUAUCCAAAGGCUCUCAAGGAAAGGAUACAGAAAGAACGGAAGGAAAAAAUCUGGGACCCUAUUCACAGAGUGGCGCUUGCAGAAGCCUGUAGAAAACAGGAAGAAUUUGAUGUCACCAGCAAUUGCCCUUCCCAAGCAAAUAAACUACUCAAGGAAGAGCUCCAAAGUCAAGUGGAAUUACUAAAUUCUUUUGAGAAAAAAUACAGUGAUCCUGGCCCCGUGUAUGACUGCUUGGUGUGGCAUGAUGGGGAAACCUGGAGAGCUUGCAUUGAUUCAGAUGAAGCUGGGGACUUGAGUAAAUCCACCAUAUUGAGAAACUACAAAGAGGCCCAAGAAUAUGGUUCUUUUGGUACAGCUGAGAUGUUGAAUUACUCCGUUAAUAUAUAUGAUGAUGGAAACCUGCUGUCCAUUGUGACCAGUGGAGGAGCUCACGGAACACAUGUAGCUAGUAUAGCCACUGGACAUUUUCCAGAAGAACCUGAACGGAAUGGUGUAGCUCCCGGUGCUCAAGUUCUUUCCAUCAAGAUUGGUGAUACGAGGCUAAGUACCAUGGAGACAGGCACCGGCCUCAUAAGAGCUAUGAUAGAAGUCAUAAAUCAUAAGUGUGAUCUUGUCAACUAUAGCUAUGGAGAAGCGACUCACUGGCCAAAUUCUGGGAGAAUUUGUGAAGUGAUUAGUGAAGCAGUGUGGAAGCAUAAUAUAAUUUAUGUUUCAAGUGCUGGAAAUAAUGGUCCAUGCCUUUCAACAGUCGGCUGUCCAGGUGGAACUACAUCAAGUGUAAUAGGUGUUGGUGCUUAUGUUUCUCCUGACAUGAUGGUUGCUGAGUAUUCUCUGAGAGAGAAGUUACCUGCAAAUCAGUACACGUGGUCUUCCAGAGGCCCCAGUGCUGAUGGGGCCCUUGGAGUGAGUAUCAGCGCACCAGGAGGAGCCAUUGCUUCUGUUCCCAACUGGACCUUGAGAGGCACUCAGCUGAUGAACGGGACGUCUAUGUCUUCUCCCAAUGCCUGUGGGGGCAUUGCCCUCGUUCUUUCAGGUCUGAAAGCUAAUAAUGUUAAUUACACAGUUCAUUCAGUCAGAAGAGCUCUAGAAAACACUGCAGUGAAAGCUGACAAUAUAGAAGUUUUUGCCCAAGGACAUGGUAUUAUUCAGGUUGAUAAAGCCUAUGACUACCUCGUUCAGAAUACAUCAUUUGCUAAUAAAUUAGGUUUCACUGUUACGGUUGGAAAUAACCGUGGCAUCUACCUCCGAGACCCUGUUCAGGUUGCUGCACCUUCAGAUCAUGGCGUUGGCAUUGAACCUGUAUUUCCAGAAAAUACUGAAAACUCUGAAAAAAUAUCCCUUCAGCUUCAUUUAGCUUUAACUUCAAAUUCAUCAUGGGUUCAGUGUCCCAGCCAUUUGGAACUCAUGAAUCAAUGUAGACACAUAAACAUACGUGUGGAUCCCAGGGGCUUAAGAGAAGGAUUGCAUUAUACAGAGGUAUGUGGCUAUGACAUAGCAUCCCCUAAUGCAGGUCCUCUGUUCAGAGUCCCAAUCACCGCAAUUAUAGCAGCAAAAGUAAGUGAAUCAUCACAUUAUGAUCUAGCGUUUACAGACGUACAUUUUAAACCUGGUCAAAUUCGAAGGCAUUUUAUUGAGGUUCCUGAAGGUGCCACGUGGGCUGAAGUCACAGUGUGUUCAUGUUCCUCUGAGGUGUCAGCCAAGUUUGUUCUUCAUGCAGUGCAGCUUGUGAAGCAGCGAGCCUAUCGAAGCCAUGAAUUCUAUAAGUUUUGUUCCCUUCCAGAAAAAGGAACACUGACUGAAGCUUUUCCUGUUUUGGGUGGGAAAGCAAUUGAAUUCUGCAUUGCUCGCUGGUGGGCAAGUCUUAGUGAUGUCAAUAUUGACUAUACUAUUUCUUUCCACGGGAUUGCGUGUACUGCUUCUCAGUUAAAUAUUCAUGCAUCAGAAGGAAUCAACCGUUUUGAUGUUCGGUCUUCCUUGAAAUAUGAAGAUCUGGCUCCCUGCAUAACUUUGAAGAGCUGGGUCCAAACACUACGCCCACUGAGUGCAAAAACAAAACCAUUAGGAUCAAGAGAUGUUUUGCCAAAUAAUCGUCAACUUUAUGAGAUGAUCCUGACUUACAACUUUCACCAGCCCAAGAGUGGGGAAGUAACUCCAAGCUGCCCACUACUUUGUGAAUUACUUUAUGAAUCUGAAUUUGACAGCCAACUGUGGAUUAUAUUUGACCAGAACAAAAGACAGAUGGGUUCAGGCGAUGCUUAUCCACAUCAGUAUUCUUUGAAACUGGAGAAAGGAGAUUAUACAAUUCGACUACAGAUUCGUCAUGAGCAGAUCAGUGACUUGGAACGUCUUAAAGAUCUUCCAUUUAUUGUUUCUCAUAGGUUAUCUAAUACUUUGAGCUUAGAUAUUCAUGAAAAUCAUAGCCUUGCACUUCUAGGAAAGAAGAAGUCAAGUAAUUUGACAUUACCACCCAAGUAUAACCAGCCAUUCUUUGUUACUUCCUUACCUGAUGACAAAAUUCCUAAAGGGGCAGGACCUGGAUGUUACCUUGCAGGAUCCUUAACAUUAUCAAAGACUGAACUUGGAAAGAAAGCUGGGCAGUCUGCAGCAAAACGACAAGGAAAAUUUAAAAAGGAUGUAAUCCCUGUUCAUUAUUACCUAAUACCUCUACCAACAAAGACUAAGAAUGGCAGCAAAGAUAAAGAAAAAGAUUCAGAAAAAGAGAAAGACUUAAAAGAAGAGUUUACUGAAGCAUUACGAGAUCUUAAAAUUCAGUGGAUGACAAAGUUGGAUUCUAGUGACAUUUAUAAUGAAUUGAAAGAAACGUAUUCUGAUUACCUUCCUCUGUAUGUUGCACGACUUCAUCAGUUGGAUGCUGAAAAGGAACGAAUGAAAAGACUUAAUGAAAUCGUUGAAGCUGCAAAUGCUGUUAUUUCUCAUAUAGAUCAGACGUCCCUAGCAGUUUACAUUGCAAUGAAGACUGACCCCAGGCCUGAUGCAACUACUAUAAAAAAUGAUAUGGACAAACAAAAGUCUACCCUCGUGGACGCGCUUUGUAGGAAAGGGUGCGCCCUGGCUGACCAUCUUCUUCACACAGAAGAUGAGGAUGGGGCCAUUUCAAGUGACAUAGGAGGCCGGGAGGAGGAAGGAGAAAGCUCCCUGGAUUCUCUGACAGAAACUUUCUGGGAAACUACAAAAUGGACGGAUCUUUUUGACAAUAAGGUUUUAACAUUUGCAUACAAGCAUGCAUUAGUAAACAAAAUGUAUGGGAGAGGCCUUAAAUUUGCAACUAAACUUGUGGAAGAAAAACCAACAAAAGAAAACUGGAAAAAUUGUAUUCAACUGAUGAAGUUACUUGGGUGGACACAUUGUGCAUCUUUUACUGAAAACUGGCUCCCCAUCAUGUAUCCUCCUGAUUAUUGUGUAUUCUAAAAUAGGAACCGAGACUUUAAAUUUUAAAAAAGUUUUAUAGUGAAUGAAUAUGAACAAAUUUGUGGAAUUUUUAGUCUAAUGCAUGUUUUCAUUUGCUAUCAAAUACUGAUAAUUAAAAUGAUGUGUAUUUAUCAGAGAAUUCACUGGCAUGUGGCUUAAUACAUGUAAAUCUAGACCUCUGACAUCAUGGUGUUUUCUUACUGCCUCACAUUGCUGGCAGCAGGCUAUGGAUGCCCUGCCUGCCAGCACCAAGGACUUCAGUUGGGUUGCAGCUGUUACUUGCAUGAUAGGUUUUGAACAAUAACUUUUAACUGCAAACCUGUAAAAUUCUAUUUUUUAUUUUAUAAAUGAACAGAGUUUUAACAUGCUCAACUUUAAUUUUUUCAAUUGUGUGAAGGCCUUAAAAAAGCUACAUUAAGCGUAGCUAAAUUAUUUAUUGGAAUAAAAAGUAACAGAACUUCAUUUCCAGAUUUUUUUUUUGACAAACAUUUACGUUCAGUUAAGGGGAUAAAAAUAAAAUAAAACUGGCACAAAUAAAUGUGUGGCAAUUGCUGGAGCAUAACUGCUUCAGAAAAUCUUCAUCUUGGAGUUAUUUCAGGCCAAUCACUUUUUAACAUCCUUUGACAUGCAGAGGCUCAGAAUGAACCAAUAGCACAUGUAUAAGUGCCAGACAGCUGACUCUUUAUCAGGUAUUGUAAAGAUACACAUAUGUGUGUUUAUGAAAGUUGAAAUAAUGUAAACACAUGAAUAUGUGCAAAACCAAGGUCAUAGCAUAUCAUAUGCAGUCUGAUAUCUUAAACUUUUUUAUAAAUAAAAGUGAAUAUUGAAGCUUCUUAAA